Molecule: messenger RNA, 1597 nt
Organism: Mya arenaria
Lineage: Eukaryota; Metazoa; Mollusca; Bivalvia; Myida; Myidae
Exons: 2
Coding region: 43-1473 (476 amino acids)
Source: RefSeq, a predicted model, not a curated record
AUUACUCAUAAAAAGUGUUCUGAACUGAUAUGAAAUACCAAAAUGGACAAUUGGCAUAAUGAUUUGCAUUUGGAAGAAGGUGACAAUGGACAACAAAAUUAUUACGAACUCAUGGAACAGUACAUACACGGUAUUCUUGGUGAGUUAGAGGAAAUGCUCGAAGAAUUUGACACAGAUAAACAACAUAAUAAAGAACUGGGUGUUGAAGGUGAAAUAGAAAAUGGCACAGAAGUAUGUUUUCGUGACAUUGACUCAAGUCGAUCGUUUCUAGGGUAUUGCAUAGGUGCUAAUGAAGCUGAUCAGCUUGCUUUACUCGACAGAAGGUCGGGCACAAGUGUCAAAGUAGGUUGUCCUGAUGAGCAGAUUACAUACGCAACCAUUGGAGAUUGUGGAAGUGGGAUCAGUAUAGACGUUCCCUCCGACUUACCUCCUGCUCAUUCUGUACAAACAAAUCUCAUUUAUAGAGUGUCCGACGACAGCGAUGAUUCAACCGGGAAAACCCACUACAAUAUCAAACAGCAACAGCUUUCGCCCACACGUGUAUGUAAUGGACCAAGGAAAAGAAACAUUUUGACAAUGCCGGAAUCGGUAUACCAGUGUAUUCAACGAGACACACGUGACACUUUUAGAGGCGCCAGUUGCCUCUCGAAAGUGGUCUCCGCCCCGGUGCCCUACGAGGAGGACGUCUAUGCCCAGAUCAAGGAGCCCGGGGAUCCAGGGCGGCCAGAGGAACACGGGGUUCUGUAUAUGGAGCGGUGGAGGGGGCGGCUACGGGGUAAGGGAACUUCCAGCCGCUCACAGAGGUUCAUCAGCGCUCACAACAAAAUGUACUAUACAUUCCGUACGUCAACAACUGAUUCAUCGAAAGACAAAUCAAAAUCAAGUUCCGCCCCCGGGUGUUCCGUGGGCUACCUCCUACCUCUCAUCCUUCUCGUCAGUCUGUCCAAUCCUUUCUGCCUCCCCUUUGUCCUAUACUUCUCUGUCCGGUUUGCACGCGACUGGCGCAGACGUCACUUCCGGCGAGCCAUGAUGUCACUUAACCGCGCGGCGGCUGCGGCACUCCUUGGUUUUCUAAUGAGCGCCGCUUUUGGAAUCGGGGUUGUGGUCAACAGUAACAGUCAUAUACAUAACCCUCAGAAAAGCCACAUAGAUGGAUCGGGACACGUAACCAUUUCUAAUCAUCAGUCUGCAAACACAAUUAACGCGUCCGACUCUGAACAUUUUGAUUUUAACUCUACAGCUAUUGGAUACAGGUUUAGAAAAGAGUAUAUCAUGAAUAAGAGAACGCAACCAACAACCCGGAUCCCUCCCCGUGUGACCGUUCCAGGUAAAGGCGUACAUAUCAGCAACUUAGAUAUUCUCAAAAAUGACCGUUACAGAGCAGAAAUACUGUUCCGUAAUAAUACGUUUGUGCAGUUCUACAAUCCACGUACAGGUGUUAUAACGAAUACAAGCAUGGACGUAAAGGUGUAACAGUCGGGGUAGCAGUGGUGUGACUAGGAUUAAAGGCAAUCGUUCACGUUCUAUAGGGUCACCCAUCGAAAAAAAUAAAAUCGUGUGAAGUGUAAACAAAGUGCCUUGGGUCAUCAUUCAAGUU